This is a messenger RNA of Neogale vison (American mink), 1451 nucleotides long. RefSeq names its product UL16-binding protein 3-like. The record is from RefSeq and is a predicted model, not a curated record. Gene Ontology annotation, biological process: antigen processing and presentation of endogenous peptide antigen via MHC class Ib; antigen processing and presentation of endogenous peptide antigen via MHC class I via ER pathway, TAP-independent; immune response. Gene Ontology annotation, cellular component: external side of plasma membrane. Lineage: Eukaryota; Metazoa; Chordata; Mammalia; Carnivora; Mustelidae.
AUGCCGACACAGGCGGCUGCAGUCGCCCUGGCACGGUUCAGUCUGUCGCCGCCUCCCCCUGACAGCGUCGCUCAGCACCUCCGCUCUGCCCCUCAGCUCUGCCGGGGGCUCCCCUUGGGGCUCGGGCCUCGGCCGCUUCCUCUGCCUCUCCUGCCUCCGUCGGCGCGUGUUCCCUGGCCUCUGCCGCAAGCCCCGCCCGGCCGCAGCAAGCACGUUCUGCUUCCCGGCGCGGUUCCUUCGGAAGCCACUCCGCGCCUCACCUGAACCCCCCGGCUCGGGGUCGCGAUGCAGCCCACGGCCGCCGCCACCACGCUCUCGGGGCGCUCGGGGCUCCUGUUCCUGCUGUUUCUCCUGCGGCUGCUGCGCGGGAUCACGGCGGCGCCGGCCGGGUUGGUCGUGGGCGCGACGCGCGGCGGAGCAGGGACAGAUGCUCUCUUGCUUUCCUACAAUUUCUCCAUCACAUCUCAGGCCAGGUCGGGACAACCGUGGUGUGAGAUUCAAGGCCAGGUCAAUGGAAACAAGUUUCUUUAUUAUGACUGUGGAAGCAAGCUGAUCUUAUCCAUUGGUCCUUGGGGGAUGAAGCUGAAGGACACAGAAUUUUGGGACACACAGAUGGAACCUCUGGAAGACCUGGGGGAAGAGCUCAGAAAGAAACUGCUGAACAUCAAAGCCGAGAUUUUCACUAAGAACGGUUCUCUCACCCUGCAGAGCAGGCUCACGUGUGAACGUGUGGCCGAUGGCCACACCAGAGGAUCCUGGCAGUUUGUCUUCAAUGAGAAGUUAACCUACAAGUUUGACCCGGAGAACAGAAAGUGGAUAGAGAGUCCUCCUGGAGACCAACAGGUUAAGGACAAGUUGGACAGUGACAGAGAGCUGACCGAGCUCCUCAUGAAGAUCGCGAACGGAGACUGUAAGAGAUGGCUCCAGAAACUGCGGGAGCACAGCAACGAGAUGCAGGAGACCACAGGAGCACCGACCACAACCCUGCCUGUACCUCUGGUCAAAGACGCAGCCAUCAGGCCGAUCACUUCUGUCCUCCUUGUGGUCCUCACGCACUUAAUCCUCCUUGUUGUCCAAGGCAUAAUCCUUUGAGUAACAGGUACUGUGGGCAGAACUGAGUCAGAAGUGAGAGGCAGAUGGCCCGAGGUUAGCUCAGAGAAAGGCAAAUGGCCAGCCCUUGUCCUUUUACCUGGACCUUCUCACCUGAACAUGAGACCGGAUGCGUUGGACUGUAUUAGCUUCUCCCAAGAAAGAGACUCAUCAGGAGCUGUUGAUGUAGAGGUUGAGGUAGAUAAUUAUUACAAGGGAUUGGCUCACGACUAGGGGAUCUGUGAGCUGAAGAAAAGGGAAGAUGAUGGUGGGGUUUCUAGUGCAAACCCGAAGGCCGGAGAAUCAGGACAUCUGUGGUAUAAGUCUAGGUCCUGGUCCGAAGACCCAUACACCAGGAGUGC